This is a messenger RNA of Chinchilla lanigera (long-tailed chinchilla), 2295 nucleotides long. RefSeq names its product regulator of G protein signaling 9 binding protein (gene Rgs9bp). NCBI's taxonomy places the organism in Eukaryota, Metazoa, Chordata, Mammalia, Rodentia, Chinchillidae. The transcript has a single exon. Gene Ontology annotation, biological process: detection of light stimulus involved in visual perception; G protein-coupled receptor signaling pathway. Gene Ontology annotation, cellular component: neuron projection; photoreceptor outer segment. The record is from RefSeq and is a predicted model, not a curated record. Bases 26 to 733 code for a protein of 235 amino acids.
GAGAGGGGCGCGGGAGCGCACCGCCAUGGCCAGGGAGGAAAGCAAGGCUCUGCUGGACGCGCUCAACAAGACGACCGCGUGCUACCACCACUUGGUGCUGACCGUCGGCGGCUCGGCGGACUCGCAAAACCUGCGAGAGGAGCUGCAGAAGACGCGCCAAAAGGCGCUAGAGCUGGCCGUGGCCACCGGCGCCCGGCUGACGGUCGCGCUGCGCGACAAGGGUCUGGCCGCCGAGGAGCGCACAGAGUUCGAGCGCCUUUGGGUGGCUUUUUCCGGCUGUUUGGACCUGCUGCAAGCCGACAUGCAGCGUGCAUUGGCGCUGGGCGCCGGCUUCCCGCUGCACGCGCCCCGACGGCCGCUGGUGCGCACGGGUGUGGCGGGCAGCUGCUCCGGCGUGGCGGCCCGCGCCCUGAGCGCCCGCAGCCUGAGGCAUGAGGCAGAGCGCGACUUCGACCGCGCGGAUCUGCAAGAGUUGGAGCGAGAGGUCCUUCAGGUGGGCGAGAUGAUCAACGAAAUGGAAAUGAAGGUCAACGUGCCCCGCUGGACAGUGCAGGCCCGGCAAACCGCUGGCGCCGAACUCCUGUCCAGUGCCAGCGCCGGCGCCUCCUCAGCCGUGUCGGUACCGGAACGCACGGGGCCCUGCGACCUCAGCAAGGCUCUGGCUGCCACGGUUUUCAGCGCGGUGCUGCUGGCGGCUGUGGCUCUGGCCUUGUGCGUGGCAAAGUUGAGCUGACCCUCACCGGCUGGUCGCUCGCCGCCGCCGCUCCCUUCACGGAAACAAGACUCGAGAUGGGCUUGAGUUCUGCGCUGUUAGGGGAGCGGCACUAAAACAGUGUGUGUGUUGUGGGUACCUGCUCAUUUCAUGCACACCCCUCUGGGGGCACGACAUCGCUUUUCACUUGCUGGCCCAGGAGGAGUUAACUUUCCCGGACCGUCAGGGCAUUACAGCUAAUGUCUGCAGGAGCUUUAUUCCCUAUUAAUAGAAAAAGGCACAGAGUGACCCCAGAUUUCGUCGUGUUAUUAGGGCAUUGUUACACGGGGUCCAAAUUUGUUGCCCCACCCUACGAGUGUCCCCCGUUGUCUGUCUACUGUGACAGUUUGCAAGUGGGUGAGGUGGGAGGAAACCUGGAGGGCACGGUGGUUUUGCUCUCUAUGGGUAGUUUUGUUGUUUUUUUUUUUUUUUUUUCCUGGAUAAGAAACAAAUUGCAAUAAGACAAGCAGUUUUUAUUACCUUAAUCCUGUGGGGCCUAUGCUUAGAAGAGUGUGCAGAUAGAAGUGCAUAGCCUACAAAGUGCUUUCCGAGUGGUGCACUGUUGUGCUCUUGGCAGAGUUUAUGCAUUAGUCACCAAAAGCUGCUAUAGAGAGGUUUGGGGUUGGGACCUCCCACUGCUCUGCAGGGUCUGACCCUAUUUAGGAAACCAAAGAAGACGGUUGAACCACCGUGGCAGGAUUAUAUCCGCUGCACACUCUUGGCCUGCAGAAAAGGACCCUCCUUAGCCCACCCAGGAUGGGGGAAAGAGGGGUCAGGAGGCUUUGGGGAGAGCCACAUGCUAUAGGAACAGGCACUUUCUCCUUCGCAAGGGCUUAUUUUCAUUCCACAACUAGACCAGACUGUUUGAUCCUCCUUUGAGGGAGGGCUGGGGAAUCCUCUUUGGAGUACUUAAUCCUAUCUACCCCAGAAUUUGCUUGCUGGCCAAUAGGAGAGCUGGCUUUGGAGGGAGCUGCGUAGCUCCCUGACCCCUACCCUGCCCAAAGAGGGUAAUGUGGCAUUACUGGCCUACAGAGGGUUUUGGCCAAUCAGCUCCGAGACUGAGUUAGAAUUUGUAACAGUUUUAAAUUGGAAUUUAAGAAGCUUUUUUAGAAAAUAAUAAUCAUCAGAAAGAAAAAAUCACAUCAUGUACCGUUGAAGCCAUUUUUUUAAAAAAUAAAGGACAUUGGGCCACAAAUUCAUAUGUGCCAAUGAGCCAAGUAUAAAACUUAGGUUACUGAAUAUACAUCUGCAUCUGUUUUAAAAAUCUAUAUUCUUAAAUAUAGAUUGAAUUUUGAGGUUGUAGCAUAAACUGCUGGUGUGGAUGACAGAAGUAAGCGGCCCUGAUCAAUAAAUAAGGAAUUGUGGAAAACACUGUUGGUCCCAUUUGCCUGAGCAGUACUGCCAGCUUCCCCCUGGAGUCCAGAGAGGGGUCUGUCAUAUUCCUGGGGGAAGAGAGGCUAAGAAAAUUGGUGUACAAAACUUUAAAGGUAAUCUAAACAAAAGAGACUUUGCCGGGCACGGUGGCGCAUGCCUAUAAUCUCAGC